AUGGAAACCGAUAAUCCUGAAAGCUCUCAUCAUUUUCCUGACGAAACAAUCCGAACACCUCUAAUAAACGCUCGCUAUAUGGCAGAACUUAUCCAAAGGCCUGUCACUCCGAAGCAUCGUGGUUCUAGUAUUGGGCCAGGUCCGUCAGUGCCCCGGCCCGCCUUCCGCACACCGACUGCAAGCAGAACUAUCAGGCAAUCCCGAGGCGGCGAGACGGCUCCAUUAACGCCGCAUGCUCUGCGCGCUCUGGAGAAACGCCGCGCAGCAGCACUAACUCCAGGGCGUGCAAGACGGCGGAGCGGUUUUGUCCAGAGAGAGACGCCUCGGGAUUCUCUACGUACGCUCAGUAAACUUCUUGCGCGGAGUACCAAACCAAUCGAGCCAUCGCCCAAGCCCCCUAAUCUUCGCACUGAAGAGGGACUGCGAUUACACAUCCCGGAGGAGUUCGAAAAGGAAGCAGAUCCUCCAAAACCAAGAGUCUCUUUGCCUCUCGGCGAAGAUGAUGAUGAUGAUGACGAUGAUGACGACGAACCUUUACCCCCUCCUCCACAACUCUCCAGCGAGUUUGAUGAUGAUAAUUAUACGAUCCAGUCCGUCGAACAACCAAGGAGAGCUGCCAGCGAGCAGCCGUUUGGCCGACUGUCAAGGGCGAGCUUUGGAAGCCUCCGUCUGAGCGAUCGAUUCGCCGAUUUGGAUGAUCUCAGCCCUGGCUUCGGGCCCGGCGAAGACGAAAAUAUGGAAAUGUUCCAGCUGCGCUCAGAGGAGAUACUAGAUAGCGACCCACAAUACAGUGAUUUUCAAAAUAUGGGCAUGGACGAUUCUCUGCCCUUGAGAGAUAGUCCUCUGGGAACAAGGAUCGUGCAAGCCCCACGUUCCAGCGACAUUAUUCCGGCAAUCGUCCCGGACGGCGACGAACCCAGCUUUGCCUUUGAGCUCGAGCAACUUCCGGCUGAGGAUUUCCCGUUUAACAAUGCAGAAGAAGAGUCCGAGGCGGAAGAUAACGCUGCAGGCGUCAUUGUGCCAACGCCAGAGAUUCCAAAUGUUGGAAGGAAAACUCGGCCAAUUCGGAUGAAAAGGCCGUUGAAGGUCUCUAAGUACGGACUAGAGUAUCCCCCUUUACCGCCAACUCUUGUGAGAAAGCUAGCUUCUACAUUCUCUCGGGUGAACGGUAGCUCCAGGGUGGGAAUAGACAAGAAAACUCUAGAUGCAGUCGUGCGCGCCAGCGAUUGGUUUUUCGAGCAAAUUAGCGACGACUUGGGAGCAUACGCAAAUCAUGCCGGCAGGAAAACAAUCGAUGAUACUGAUAUGGUUACAUUAAUGAAACGGUAG
Messenger RNA from Xylona heveae TC161, 1329 nucleotides. RefSeq lists its product as hypothetical. Gene Ontology annotation, biological process: replication fork processing; resolution of meiotic recombination intermediates. The transcript is spliced from 3 exons. The record is from RefSeq and is a predicted model, not a curated record. Gene Ontology annotation, cellular component: FANCM-MHF complex; Fanconi anaemia nuclear complex. The coding region runs from base 1 to 1329 and encodes 442 amino acids. Lineage: Eukaryota; Fungi; Ascomycota; Xylonomycetes; Xylonales; Xylonaceae. Gene Ontology annotation, molecular function: protein heterodimerization activity; chromatin binding.